AUGAUGUUUGUGGUUUUUACUUAUUAUUCCAUAUUAUUCAUUAAUAUUUUAAAACAUUUUAUAGUUUUUUCUAGCAAUCUUACUAAAUCUAGUAAUGAUUUCUACUAUGCAAUGAACUACAUUAAAAGUAGAAUUAUGAUGGCCAUCUAUCCAAAAUCAAAUAAAGAUGUUUUAUAUGAAUGUAUAAAUUUGCAUGAUAUGAGAAUACUAAAAAGUUUGAAUCCGUCUACGUUUUGUACAGGGAUUUUUUUUUGGUUAAAACAGUUUAUUGAUAUAAGUUUCGAGGGGCCUCAGACGGAUGGUUGUUGUACAGGGAUAAAGAAAAUUUUUAGUAUUUUAACUUUUUCUGAUUUUCGGGUUAUUUAA
Messenger RNA from Nematocida parisii ERTm1, 366 nucleotides. RefSeq lists its product as uncharacterized. NCBI's taxonomy places the organism in Eukaryota, Fungi, Microsporidia. The coding region runs from base 1 to 366 and encodes 121 amino acids. The transcript has a single exon. The record is from RefSeq and is a predicted model, not a curated record.